Monomorium pharaonis (pharaoh ant) is the source of this 1594-nucleotide messenger RNA. RefSeq names its product kielin/chordin-like protein. The transcript is spliced from 7 exons. NCBI's taxonomy places the organism in Eukaryota, Metazoa, Arthropoda, Insecta, Hymenoptera, Formicidae. The record is from RefSeq and is a predicted model, not a curated record. The coding region runs from base 29 to 1018 and encodes 329 amino acids.
CCCAGACUAACUACUGAUCGAGGUAUAAAUGACGCAGCAUGGAAGCAGGUCGCGCAAGUUUUCACGUUGCUCGAACAUGACACGUCGUGGCUCUCGUUCGUUCAUUCAGAUAUGCGCCUGUCUGGCGUUCGUCAUGGUCGCGGUUGGUCAAGAAGAAUGCGAUAAAACAAAAUGUCCCGGUCCAUUGGCGUAUUACAAGGCUCUCAAUUGUAUACCGGUGUACGCAAAAGAGGGCGAUUGCUGCGCAUCAAAAUACAACUGUGAUCAUUUGAAAGAGAGAUCCACUACCAAGUGUUACGUCAACGGUAAAGAGUACGAGACAGGCGAGAAACUUAGAGAUGAGGAUGCGAAUCCGUGUGACGUUGGUUGCACCUGUACCAUAGGACAUGACGGAAUCGCCACGUUUAAUUGUGCAAUAGUUGACUGUUUCCAUGGGCCAGUGAAACCAGGCUGCUAUAGAAAGAAUUCCCCAUUACAUUGUUGCCCCGGAGAAGAAGUUUGUCCCGAAAAACCCGAAGAUAGAGCAAUCUGUAAUGUGAACGGAAAGGAAUAUAAAGAUGGAGAAUAUUUCACAAUUGAAAAUGAGCCGGAUUUAAACUGUGUAUGUCAACCAGGUUAUGAAGGGCAGAAUGUCGAACCUUUCUGCGCAAAGCCUAAGCAUCCAUACUGCAGUCCCGAUUUCCGUCAUGCAGGCGAGAUUUUUAGUAACUGUGCUCCAGUUUAUUAUUCGAAUCAAUCGCCUCAAACUGGUUGCAGUGUGUUUUCCAGAUGUCAAAACGAUAACGACACUGUUAUUCACAACGAGGACAACUCGAAGUCUGCCGACAAAAAUUCCGAUGAUGAAGACGUUUGUUAUUUCGGUAACUUGACUAUGCAUCGCGGCGACGAAUUAAAUCAAUCUACGGAUUAUAGUUCUGUGUGCGUUAAAUGCGUUUGCGAGGUGCCUCCUCAGCCUACUUGUCAACGUUUGCCAGAUGAAGAAUGCGAUGUUACAAAUCAUCCGCCUUUCCACCAUUAAAUGUUUCAAAAUCUGUAAUAAUGUGAUUACUUUUGUUAUAUAACUCAGAAUUCCAUAGCAAAUUAGCACGUAAACGUAAGAAUUUCUUCAUACAUGUAUAGGUACAUUGUAUAUUUUAAUGUAAUUUGCAUUUCUUCUACUGACUACAAUAGAAACAUGUUUUUAUGUAUUGUAUAUUAAAAAAUAUACCGAUCACAAAUAUAUCUGUUCCAUGCAUAUCAUGACUACAGACAAUAUUAAAAAGUUAAAAACAUCAAAUAAAAAACAGAUUACUUUUAAAGUAGUUAACUUUUUACUAUUUUUAAGUUUAAUGUACAAUGUGCUUUUGUUUCUUGCUUUUUGAUUAUCGCACGUUUGUCUCUUCGCAUUAAUUUAAAAAUAAAUUUCUUUCUGUUUUUUGUUAUACGUUUUUUUGUCUCAUUCGGAGUUUGUAUUCUUUCUAUCUCAUCAAUUUCGAAAAUGCAAAAAGGCAAAAAAGCAAAAAGCAAAAAUACAAAAAAACAGAAAGCGCAUAUUAGUCUUUAAAGUAAAUGUUAACAUUACUAAAUUAAAAAUAAAAUUUUUAACUAUUUUGUU